CUCGGCUGGCCAGCCAGAGCCAGCCCAGAACUCCCUCCCAUCUGCUCGGCAGGACCCAGGAACUGGUCCCUACUGGGCAAUUAUUAAUCAGAUUCUUGACAUUCCUCAGCCCCAGGUUGGCUGGAGAAGCAUGUUCCCCAGAGGGGCAGAGGCCCAGGACUGGCAUUUGGAUAUGCAGCUGACGGGCAAGGUGGUGCUGUCGGCUGCUGCCCUGCUUCUGGUGACUGUGGCCUACAGGCUGUACAAGUCGAGGCCUGCCCCAGCCCAGCGGUGGGGUGGGAAUGCCCAGGCAGAAGCCAAGGAGGAAGCAGACGGCUCAGGGCAACCUGCUGUACAGGAGGCUUCUCCUGGGGUGCUGCAGAGGGGGCCAAGACGCCGGAGGAGCAGCAAGGGGGCCGAAGCACCACAGGGCUGCAGCUGGGAGAAUCCAAGAGGCCCCUAUGUCCUGGUCACGGGAGCCACUUCCACAGACGGGAAGCCCCAGAGAAAAGGCUCAGGUGAGGAGCGGGGCGGGCAGGGCUCGGACUCUGAGCAGGUGCCUCCUUGCGGCCGCGGCCAGGAAACCAGAACAGCUGUUGGCAGUAACCCUGACCCUCCCCAUCUCCCCCGCUUGGGCAGCGAACCGAAAAGCUCUCCAGCUGGACUCACUGCAGCAGCCGACGGCAGCUGUGCCCGUGAUGAGCCUGCUCCAUGGCAGGACAGCAAACCCCCUGAGCAUCCAGGGCUGGGGCAACUAGAACCUCCCCACUGUCACCACGUGGCUCCCUUGCAAGGCAGCAGUGACAUGAACCAGAGCUGGGUCUUCACCCGUGUGGUGGGGGUCAGCAGAGAAGAGGCUGGGGCUCUCGAGGCUGCCUCCGAUGUUGGGCUGACCCUGCAUCAGCAGGAGGGAGGCCCCAAUGCCUCCUAUACCUUCUCAUCCAUAGCCCGCGUCCGAAUGGAGGAGAAUUUCAUACAGAAGGUGGAGGGGGUUGAGCCCAGGCUCAAGGGCAAGGUGUACGACUACUACGUGGAAUCUGCCUCUCAGGCCAUCUUCCAGGGCAGGCUGGCUCCCAGGACAGCGGCCCUGACUGAGGUUCCAUCCCCUAGGCCACCGCCAGAGUCCCUGGGGACAGGAGCAGCUUCGGGAGGCCAAGCCGGUGACACAAAGGGUGCAGCCGAAAGAGCUGCCUCUCAGCAGCCAGGGCCGUCGCCCUCCACCCGAGGCUUCAGCCGGAAGGAGAGCCUCCUGCAGAUAGUGGAGAACCCAGAGCUGCAGCUGCAGCCAGAUGGCUUCCGCCUCCCCGCUCCACCCUGCCCAGACCCGGGCACCCUACCUGGCUCAGGCAGAAGCAGCCGGGAGCCCCAUGUGCAGCUCGUGGCCGGUACCAAUUUCUUCCAUGUCCCGCUCACCCCUGCUUCAGCCCCACAGGUCCGCCUGGAUCUGGGCAAUUGCUAUGAGGUGCUGACCUUGGCCAAGAGGCAGAACCUGGAGGCCCUGAAGGAGGCGGCCUACAAGGUGAUGAGCGAAAACUACCUCCAGGUGCUGCGCAGCCCGGACAUCUACGGGUGCCUGAGCGGGGCAGAGCGCGAGCUGAUCCUGCAGCGCCGGCUCCAGGGCCGCCAGUACCUGGUGGUGGCUGACGUGUGCCCCAAGGAAGACUCUGGAGGACUCUGCUGCUAUGACGAUGAGCGGGAUGUCUGGCACCCGCUGGCUCGCCUGCCCCCCGAGGCCGUGUCCCGGGGCUGUGCCAUCUGCAGUCUCUUCAAUUAUCUCUUCGUGGUGUCCGGCUGCCAGGGGCCCGGGCACCGGCCCUCCAGCCGCGUCUUCUGCUACAACCCGCUCACGGGGAUCUGGAGCGAGGUGUGCCCGCUGAACCAGGCCCGGCCUCACUGCCGGCUGGUGGCCCUGGACGGGCACCUGUACGCCAUCGGCGGAGAGUGUCUGAACUCGGUGGAGCGUUACGACCCCCGCCUGGACCGCUGGGACUUUGCCCCGCCGCUCCCCAAUGACACGUUCGCCCUGGCGCACACGGCCACGGCGUGUGCCAAGGAGAUCUUCGUCACCGGCGGCUCGCUGCGCUUCCUGCUGUUCCGCUUCUCUGCGCAGGAGCAGCGCUGGUGGGCCGGCCCCACCGGGGGCAGCAAGGACCGCACGGCCGAGAUGGUGGCGGUCAACGGCUUUCUCUACCGCUUUGACCUCAACCGCAGCCUGGGUAUCGCAGUGUACCGCUGCAGCGCCAGCACCCGGCUCUGGUACGAGUGCGCCACGUACCGGAUGCCUUACCCGGAUGCCUUCCAGUGCGCCGUGGUGGACAACCUCAUCUACUGCGUGGGACGCCGGAGCACCCUCUGCUUCCUAGCAGACUCUGUCUCACCCAGGUUUGUGCCCAAGGAGCUGCGGAGUUUCCCGGCCCCGCAGGGCACCCUCCUGCCCACCGUCCUGACCUUACCCACCCCCGUUUUGCCUCAGACCAGGGUCUAGCAGUCCCUCAACUGAACUCCUCAGGCAAAGCUGGGGGCCACAGGGCUCCACCGCCAGCCAUCCCUCUGUGGGCCAUUUCUAGGCAAUCAGGCAACCCAGGAAUGUGAACAUCAAGAGGUGAAUUCUAGUCCUUUCUCCUCCCCUGGCUGGGGAGAGAGGGAUCUUAGAUGAGUCUUACCCUUCAUGGGCUGCAGAAGUCCCACUGCAGAAAAGAGGACCAGGAGCUGGUGUUCUAAGGCAGAAGGCAUUCAUGUCUUCAGGGAUGACCGCCCUUGCUUCAACUCUGAAUUCUUCGGGGGAUACACCAGGACCCCACCAAAGCUUAGGGGGCGUAGCCUUAUUGCAUUCACAAUUCUAGGAGCCAGUUGACCCCAGCAGCCCCUCGCUGGUUGCUCUGGAGAGGGGUUGACUCUCUGAGCCAUCAGUGCCCCUUCCUAAACAUCAGCCACUGGGCCCCACCUCCACAGUUCCCAGAAGCACAGGGACACACAGGUGGGAAAGAUGGAGGCAGGUGACUUGGGCAGGACCAGGAAGGAGCCGAGGGAGCCCCAGGGGCCCUGGCCAGAGGGAGUGGUGGUUUGAAAAGUAGAACAGCUGAAGCUGGGGCCAGCCUAGGAGACUUUUGCUUGUGAGAAAAUGUACCAAAGCCCACCUUACGUUUCUCCUUAUUGGAAGAAAGAGAAGCAGCCAUUGUACCAAGCUAUCUUCUGGUGGAAGUCUGCUAAGGAUACAGAGAGGUCUCAGCAAAGGGAAGAAACUAUGUGAUCCAAGGGCCACCCUGCUCCUUGGCCCUGCCCAUGUUAACUGACCAUUACACUCAUUCUCAGAUCUGUAGCCGUCUUCCUGUCUGGAAGCUGGGGCAGCCACCACCAGUCAGCACUUCAGGGUGACAGCAUAAUUUGCCCUCCUUGUGCCAGGUACGGUCACCUGGUUUGCCUCAUUCACAUUUUCAGGUCGAUGACCAAGCUGAGGAACUAGAAGAGUCUAGUGAAGCAUCAAGAGACUGGAUCUCCUUUCACAUUGGGUUUGAUAAACUCCAAAUGAAGGAGACCCCCAGCCUCAGGAAAGCACCUGUC
Messenger RNA from Nomascus leucogenys (northern white-cheeked gibbon), 3540 nucleotides. RefSeq names its product kelch domain containing 7A (gene KLHDC7A). Lineage: Eukaryota; Metazoa; Chordata; Mammalia; Primates; Hylobatidae. The record is from RefSeq and is a predicted model, not a curated record. Gene Ontology annotation, molecular function: protein binding.